AAUUAAUCUCUCUCUCUCUCUCUCUCUCUCUCUCUUGACCAGCUAGGUUAGCCAUCCUUCAUUGUCAAUUUGCCAGCAAGCAGAAGCAAAUUCUAACACUUGGCUUCGCAUCGCUCUCGCUGCCGUGGCCUUGCCAGCAAAGAACCACGCGAAAGGAGCUUCCAACACCUAGCUGCUCUCUCUCUCUCUCUCUCUCUCUCCUAUACAUAUAAAGAUAUGGGAUCGGUGUUCAGCUCAAGCACAAAGAGCAAAGAAGAGCUAGAAAUGGCGUUGAAAAAGGCAAAGGAGAUUGUAUCCUCCGCACCCGUUGUUGUGUUCAGUAAAUCAUACUGUGGUUACUGCAAUAGGGUGAAGCAGCUGCUCAAACAGCUAGGAGCAAGUUACAAGGUCAUCGAACUAGAUGAGGAAAAUGGAAGUGACAUUCAAUCAGCUCUAGCAGAGUGGACUGGGCUUAGUACUGUACCUAAUGUGUUUAUUGGGGGGAAACACAUCGGUGGCUGUGACACUGUUAUAGAGAAGUACCAGGGAGGACAGCUUGUUCCCCUUCUCACUGAACCUGGUGCCAUUGCCAAGUAACUCUGCGCAGCUGUAAAUAAAGUAGAUAAGAUGUUUCUGUAAACAAGGUGAAGAGAAGAGACUACAUGUUGUGUAAUAACAAUAAGAUUGGGAGGGGCAUUGCAACAAGGGCUAUAGAUUGAAGGAUAAAUGAAGUUUCCCUAUAAUUAAAUUACCAAUAUCCAAUCAUUAAACCUGUUCCUACUCAGGGUUUA
Alnus glutinosa is the source of this 770-nucleotide messenger RNA. Its product is annotated as glutaredoxin. Lineage: Eukaryota; Viridiplantae; Streptophyta; Magnoliopsida; Fagales; Betulaceae. The record is from RefSeq and is a predicted model, not a curated record. The transcript is spliced from 4 exons. The coding region runs from base 217 to 576 and encodes 119 amino acids. Gene Ontology annotation, molecular function: glutathione disulfide oxidoreductase activity. Gene Ontology annotation, biological process: cellular response to oxidative stress. Gene Ontology annotation, cellular component: cytoplasm.